Messenger RNA from Mastomys coucha (southern multimammate mouse), 8589 nucleotides. It is a transcript of the gene Map4, whose product is annotated as microtubule associated protein 4. Gene Ontology annotation, cellular component: neuron projection. The record is from RefSeq and is a predicted model, not a curated record. Gene Ontology annotation, molecular function: microtubule binding. Gene Ontology annotation, biological process: microtubule cytoskeleton organization; neuron projection development. The transcript is spliced from 20 exons. The coding region runs from base 501 to 7124 and encodes 2207 amino acids. NCBI's taxonomy places the organism in Eukaryota, Metazoa, Chordata, Mammalia, Rodentia, Muridae.
CGGGGCCCACUCGGGCCCACCCGUACGCAGGCCGCGUGCGCCUGGCACUAGCAUCCUCUCGGCUGGAAAAGGAAGCGGCGGCCAUCUCAGAACGGCGGAGGCGGCCUGAGGCUCGCCAUUCGCCGAGGCAUCCGCGGGCGGGAGGCCGCAGUCUAGACCCCGGACGCGCGCCUUGCCAACGGUCCGCCGCUCGUGCCGCUUCCACGGAGAGGUCGAGGAGUAGGGGCCGGCGUGGAUUGGUUCGCGGCGCCUCGGCCCGCCCCUCGGUGGCGCCCAUUGGUUGGGCCGGCACCCCCUGACGGCGAGGACGCUCCGCCUUCGUGCCGGCCUUCAAGAGGGCGACGAGGAAGCGGCCACCUCCCUGUGCCCCGCCCCUCCGGCUAGCUCUGUGGCUUCUGCCGCUCCUCCCGGCUGCUCCCGGCUCCUCUCUGCCCUCUCCCGGCUUCCUGCGGCUCCGGCUUGGGCUCGGCGGCGGCGGCGGGCAGUCACAGUGGUACAGAAUGGCUGACCUCAGUCUUGUGGAUGCAUUGACAGAACCACCUCCAGAAAUUGAAGGAGAGAUAAAGCGAGACUUCAUGGCCACGCUGGAGGCAGAGCCCUAUGAUGACAUUGUGGGAGAAACUGUGGAGAAAACUGAGUUUAUUCCUCUCCUGGAUGGUGAUGAGAAAACUGGGAACUCAGAGUCCAAAAAGAAACCAUGCGUAGACACUAGCCAGGUUGAAGAUAUCCCAUCUUCUAAACCAACACUCCUAGCCAAUGGUGAUCAUGGAAUGGAGGGGAAUAAAAAUACCGGGUCUCCAACUGACUUCCUCAGAGAGAAGGUGGACCAUCAGGAUUAUCACAACAGCCAGAACUGGCCAGAAGAUGCAAGCUUUUGUUUCCAGCCUCAGCAAGUGUUAGAGACUAACCAGGCUGAUCCCUAUAACGUGCACCAUGAUGAUGGUCUGGCAGAUCUGCUCUUUGUUUCCAGUGGGCCCACAAGUGCUUCUGCAUUUAUAGAGCAAAAAAACCCUUCAGAAGACAGUUAUGGUAUGCUUCCCUGUGACUCAUUUGCUUCCACGGCUGUUGUAUCUCAGGAGUGUUCUGUAGGAGCCCCAAACUCUCCACACUCAGAGUCCUGGGUUUCCCAAGAGGUUACUGUAGAAGCUCUACAGCCAGCAACAGAGCUAUCCAAGGCAGUAGAAGUGGAAUCAGUAAAAGAGCAGCUGCCAGCUAAAGCAUUGGAAAUGAUGGCAGAACAGACCACUGAUGUGGUGCCAUCCAAAGAAACAGAGGAAUCUCUAUCCACAGACAGAACACCAGGCCCAGAUACAGAGGUAACGUGGGCUAAAGACAUAGAGGAGAUCACCAACCCAGAUGUGAUAUUGGCAAAUGUCACGCAGCCAUCUACUGAAUCAGAUAUGCUCCUGGCCCAGGACAUGGAACUACCCAUAAGACCAGAGGCAGCCCAUGUUAAAGAUACCAUAUUGCCUACAGAACCAGAUGUAUCUUCAGCCAAGAAUAUGGCACCACCUAUGGAAGAAGAAAUUGUCCCAGACAAGGAUAUGACAUUCCCCAAAGAAACAGAGACAGCAGUUCCAAUAAAAAUGGACUUAGUACCACCUGAGGAUAUGGAAGUUCCCAAAGAAACAGAGCUAGCCCCAGCCAAGGACUUGGUUUCACUCUCAGAAAUAGAAGUGGCCCUGGCAAAGGAUGAUGAGUCCUCUACAGAAAUACCCGUGACUCAGGAGAUGGUCUUGUCCUCAGAAACAGAGGUGGUCCUGGCAACGGGGGUGACACUGCCCUCAGAUCCCACAAUGAUGCUGAAAAAGGAUAUGCCACUCCCCUUAGAAGCAGAGGGACCCCCAGUGACGGACAUAACUCCAUCUCCAGACAUGACUCCAUCUUUGGAAACAGAAAUGACCCUGGGCAAGGAGACAGCUCUACCCACAGAAACAAAUUUGGGCAUGGUCAAAGACAUGGCUCCACUCCCAGAAUCAGAAGUGGCUCUGGGCAAGGACGUGGUUGCACUUGCAGAAACAAAGGUGACUGAGUUUAACAGUGUGACCCCACUUUCAGAAGAAGAGGUAGCCUCAAUCAAGGACACAUCUCUGUCUCCAGAAACGGAGGCUCCCCCAGCUCAGCAUGCUGAUCCGCACUCAGGAACACAGUUGACUGUGGACAACAGCAUGGCUCCAGCCUCAGAUCUUGCCCUACCCUUGGAAACAAAAGUAGCAACAGUUCAAAUUAAAGACAAAGAAACUGUACAGACCGAAGAAGAACUACAGGAAGACUCCCAUUUGGAAUCUGUGCAGCACAAGGGACAGUCAGCAGUACCUCUUUCCACGGCUUCACCAGAACCAGUCAAAGCUGCAGACCAAAAGUCUCCCUUGCCAAUAGAUGAAGGUUCUGCAUUAGAGAAGUUAGAGCAGGAGACAUCUGGCCGCCAGCCUUCUGAGCUUUGCUCAGGUUUCCCUUCCUCACAAGGUAAACACGUUUGCAGAACAAGUGACCGCAGGUCAGCCCGGUCUAAGCCUGCCAGGGUCUCUCCUGAGCUGUUGGAAGGUUCUCCUCCAUGGAAGAUUCUUGAUCCCAGGCUGGGCCCCUGCCCAUUUUCUGAGUUGGGUUGGGUCUCUGGUUCAUCUUCCGGUGGUGAGCACGGGAACCAAAGAAAAGUUAUUCAUGCUGAAUUCCUACCCCAGAGAGAUCAUGGCAGGGAAGCCAGGGAUACAGAGAACAUGCCAAUGAUGAUGAAGAAAAAGAAGAAAAAACCAAAGCAGAAAAGAUAUCCUCAGUCCCGAGCUGGGGGACCUUGGGAUAACAAUACUACAGAUGAGCGCCAAGAUCAUCCUGCUGCUCAUGGGCCCCUGAAGUCAGGUGUGGGCCCCACAGAAUGUGGACUUGUAUCCAGAGAAGUCUGGAAGCAUGACUCUGCAGAGAGUCGUGAGGUCACUUCAUGUCCAGAUCAGCCUCCAGAAACCCUGGUAAAAGCUCAGCUCAAGCCGAGAGUGGAAGCCGACCACAGAGAUAAAAGCCUACUAUCAGAGAACCAAGGCAAGAGCUUGCUGCAGGAAGAGGGAGAGAGAGCCCCAGCUAUAUCACACCCGAAUCCUUUAGUGCAUACAGGCAGGGAAGUGAGUCCAGCUAUAUCACACCCGAAUCCUUUAGUGCAUACAGGCAGGGAAGUGAGUCCAUCUAGUUUGAAAGGAACCCCAGUUGACAGCACUGCACUCAGUGUGACAGCUCCUCGAGGGGGUUGUUCCCCUUUAUUGGGCCAAGAAAUUAUGAAUAGAGUUCCAAAACCCACAACAGAUAAAGUGCUGCCAAGUCUGACCCUCGCUUUAUCAGCAGACAGUCUGAAGGAAGAGAGUGGUAGAAGUAGGGCACCUGCACUGCAGGUGUGUCCUAAUGCAGUCCGGGAUGUUAAAGAGCUGAGACCAGACACAGCCUCCGAGCAAAGACUAGGACCCAGCCUGCUUGCUUCCAAGGAGCUGAGAGACCAAGAAUUAGUUCAAGCUCCUGGGCCAGAGAGUGAGCUGUUGAAGAAAAUGACAAGUGAUGCCAAAAGCAGGAAGGGAAGGGGUCCUGGGAAAGUCAGAGCAGGCUCAGGGAAGUCAGGAUCUAAAGCCGAGGUGCCAUUCCUCCUGAACAGCAACAGGGAGGGGAGCGCUGUGCCUCUGCCAAAUGAGCCAGUCCCGGAACCUGGGGUAGUGAGUAUUAAGGGUCCCGGAAGAGGGCUAUGCUUGGAGUCUUCAGAGCAACCAGGGGCCAUUACUGACCUCACUGAGGCCGCGCCAAGGGUGGCUGAUGGUGGUGUAGGAGGCACCAUGCAGCCAUUAAUGCCUUUGGAAAGUGGGUCAAGUUUGACUCAGACUUUGGAUGCUAGGACAGAAAGAAGAGCUGAGGUUAAAAAUACGGGUAUCAGUAACCAGAGCAAGGAAGGGAAGUGCCCUUGGGUGGAUCGUGAGUCAACUCCCUGCAUUUCUGAGAAGACUAAAAAGAGAGGCAAUGAAGGCAGGAAGAGAGAGUUUAAAAAUAGUUACCCUGUACAGCCUAGCCGAGUGGAGGGCAGGGAGGAGAUCAUCUGCCCACCUUGUGUAGAGAAGCACAGUGAUGAUGGUAAUGUUCCCCAUAAAAACAGUGAACUAGGGCAGGUUUCCCCGAAAACAUAUGCAUCAGGUACAGCCACAGAAGUUGCUGACCCCAAGAGUGAGAAGGUUGAGUCGAAUUCUGUUCAACUUGGGGAUCUUUUAGGGAAUAAAACAAACUCAGCCCAAAGUUCUGCUGUUACUACUGACCCAGCUGCCAAGGUGACAUAUGUGAGCUCCCCAGACGCAAUCCAGGGGGCAGGAUUUGUUCCCUCAGUAGGAACUGAGGAAAACAAGACCUAUGUAGCCAAGGGACAGGCUGCAGUGCCAGGGAAACCUAACAAAAGGGGCAAUGAUGGGAAAUGCAGAAGGGUUCAGAGCAGCAUUCCUGAGAUUAAGACCGAUACAACAAAUCCCACGGAAACCACAGGAGACUGCAGAAUUGAGGGAGUUGGAUAUGUGGAUGAAAAUAGAAAUAUUACAUUUACCUCUGAGAGAGCACCGUUGGGUCUGAUGAGUAAGUCAGCUCCUCUAGAGGCUAUGGGAUCAGCAGGCUGUGACAUGCUGCCCUGCCCUUCUCCUCAAAUAGGAAAGGAAGAUAAUUCCUUCCCAGAUAAUUCCAGAAAAAGUGAGCAAGAAAAUAAUAAUUUCAAAAAUUUCACACAAGAUAAGUGUAGCAGAGAUGGACUCCCAGGUCAAAAAAGGCCCAAGACUUGCCCUGCUGCUGUGCCCUCUACUGGUACAGAAGGAGUUGCUGGGACUUCUACAGAAGCCCAAGAGAAGGUUAGCAGUCUCGGAGAUCACUCUCUUAAGAAUGAAGGUGGGCUUACUGAUUACAGGGAAAAUGAAAUAGGGAUAACCCCCGAAAGGCAUGCGGUAGGGAGACCUGAGUCAGAGCAGCACAGGUCCUCUGCGCAUUCAGCCCAGCAUGCCACAGAGCCCUCCAAAGGGCACCUCCUUCCUGGUGUGCUCACAGAAAGACCGCUCCUUUCAGGAGAAGUCAGAGUCCUAGGCGCACAUGCAGACAGUGGAGAUCUGCCUCUGGGGAAGGAAGAGAAGAGAGCUGAGAAAGACUCGACCCCAGUUAGAAACCCUGACCCUCUUAGAGAGAAAACACAGGAAUUCAGUUUGUCUGACGACCAAAAUGAGAAAGAGAGAGAUUCCAAGGACCUAGAGAGUUUGGAUAAGAAGAUAGAUAACACACUUUUGUCUCCAGAAAAUGAAAAGGAUAAAUUAAAAGAAACUAGUCUGUCAUGUGAAGUCACAAAAUUGGAAUGCAUUGCCAUGUCAACAACAGAACUUCAGUCUGAUUUCUCGUGUGACAGUGUUGAGGGGGAACGUAAAGUAGUGGUGGCUGCUUACAAGGAUCCUCAAGUCCCAGAAUUCAAAGGUAAUGGGGUCGAAGCUCCUCAGAAGAUGACAGGCAUGUCAGAACUGAAGGUACUGGGUGAAAGGAAGAAGGAAGAUAAAGGCAGAAUGGCAGAGCCAUUGAAAGGCUACAUGAGACCCACCAAGUCUCGAGGACUCACUCCACGUCUGCCGAAGUCUGCAAGUCAGGAGAGAGAGAGAUCCAAGCUGCUCACGUCCAGUGGAGUGUCCCAGCAAGAAGAAGGAAAGACUGCUGUCAGUGUGCCUGGAAAUGACAUCACUACCCCACCAAACAAGGAGCUGCCACCGAGCCCAGAAAAGAAAGCAAAGCCUUUGGCCACCACUCAACCUGCAAAGACUUCAACAUCGAAAGCCAAAACACAGCCCACUUCUCUCCCUAAGCAGCCGGCGCCCACCACCUCUGGUGGGUUGAAUAAAAAACCCAUGAGCCUCGCUUCAGGCUCAGUGCCAGCUGCCCCACACAAACGCCCUGCUGCUGUCACUGCUACUGCCAGGCCUUCCACCCUACCUGCAAGAGACGUGAAGCCAAAGCCACUUACAGAAGCUAAGGUUGCUGAAAAGCGGACCUCACCAUCCAAGCCUUCAUCUGCCCCAGCCCUCAGACCUGGACCUAAAACCACCCCAACCAUUUCAAAAGCCACAUCUCCCUCGACUCUUGUUUCCACUGGACCAAGUAGUAGAAGUCCAGCUACAGCUCUGCCCAAGAGGCCCAGCCCCACCAAGACUGAGGGAAAACCUGCUGAUGUCAAAAGGAUGACUGCUAAGUCUGCCACAGCCGACUUGAGUCGCUCAAAGACCACCUCUGCCAGUUCUGUGAAGAGAAACACCACUCCCACUGGGGCAACAUCCCCAGCAGGGAUGACUUCAAGUCGAGUCAAGCCCAUGUCUGCACCUUGCCGGUCUUCUGGGGCUUUAUCUGUGGACAAGAAGCCCACCUCCACUAAGCCUAGCUCCUCUGCUCCCAGGGUGAGCCGCCUGGCCACGACUGUUUCUGCCCCUGAUCUGAAGAGUGUUCGCUCCAAGGUCGGCUCUACAGAGAACAUCAAGCACCAGCCGGGAGGAGGCCGGGCCAAAGUAGAGAAAAAAACAGAGGCAGCUACCACAGCUGGAAGGCCUGAACCUAAUGCAGUCACUAAAUCGGCCAGCUCCAUUGCCAGUGCACAGAGACCGCCUGCUGGGAAAGUCCAGAUAGUCUCCAAAAAAGUGAGCUACAGCCAUAUUCAAUCCAAGUGUGGUUCCAAGGACAAUAUUAAGCAUGUCCCUGGAGGUGGCAAUGUUCAGAUUCAGAACAAGAAAGUGGACAUAUCCAAGGUCUCCUCCAAGUGUGGGUCCAAAGCUAAUAUCAAGCACAAGCCUGGUGGAGGAGAUGUGAAGAUUGAAAGUCAGAAGUUGAACUUCAAGGAGAAGGCCCAAGCCAAAGUGGGAUCCCUUGAUAACGUGGGCCACUUGCCUGCAGGAGGUGCCGUGAAGACUGAGGGCGGUGGCAGUGAGGCCCCUCCGUGUCCAGGCCCCCCCGCUGGGGAGGAGCCGGCCAUCCCUGAGGCUGCGCCUGAUGCUGGCGCCCCUACUUCAGCCAGUGGCCUCAGUGGCCACACCACCCUGUCAGGGGGUGGUGACCAAAGGGAGCCCCAGACCUUGGACAGCCAGAUCCAGGAGACAAGCAUCUAAUGAUGACAUUCUGGUCUCGUCUUCCAUCUCCCCUGUGUUCCCUCUCUUGUCUCCCCCCUUGUUACCCUCUCCCAUCCCUCCUCACGUGUCACUGCAGAUUGAGACCUACAGGCUGACGUUCCGGGCAAAUGCCAGGGCCCGCACCGACCAUGGGGCUGACAUUGUCUCCCGGCCUCCCCACUUCCCUGGUGGCCCAACCUUGGGGUCUCGGGCCCUGGGCUCCUUUUCCCGGGCUGUCUACUAGACUUAUAAGCUCUUGGGUGCUGGGCAGCCCCUUUGGGCCUCCUUCCCUCCUGCCUCGCUUGCUCCAGGCAUCGGCAGCCCUGCUGCCUUUACACCUCUUCCCACCCCUUCCUGGGCCCAGCUCCAACUGCACUAUCUCACCACUUCACCACUGCACCAUGGAGAAAGUUGGGAGUGGAUGGGAGUCUAAUGGGAUCUCUGUGGAAGGGGGAAGAGCUGGAUUCCAGCCUUGGCCGUUUGGUUUUUUUGGACCAAACCCAAAAGAAACUGACAAACCCUCCAUCUCUUCCCUGGCUCAACCUGGAGGGACUGGUAAAGGUGAGCUCCACAUGGAGAUUAGCACCUACCGACUCCCUGGCACCUAAACCACGGCCCCUCCUUGACCCCACGGUGGAGGCCACCAUGUAGGCAGGAAAGGCCCUUUUGCUGCCCCGUCUCAUUAGUCAGGGUUCAGUCCUCCUGUCCCCACUGCUUAUUGUAUCUAAGUAGCUGCUAUCUCACUUAAUUUUAUUUUAUUCUUUCCCCUUCCAAUAACCUAAGAACUGGUGGUAUAGUUUGCAGGUUGAAGCCAUGUGUAAAUGAGAGUUCUCAGUAGGUGGUGAGGGAAGCAGGGAAGGAGAUCCUGAGUCUCCACUGAGGAGACUGUCAGAUAUUAGGGGGUUGCCCUACUCUGGGCAGCUUGGGCCCUGUGGGAAGAAGUAGGACUGUUGCCUGGUGAAGUCAGACAGCUAGGGCGGGCCAGUGUGACUCCUUGUGUUGGCAUUGUGUAUAUGCUGCUUUUCUAACCAAGAGGCUGGUUUUGGCAUCUAUCUCAUUCCCGGGAAUCCGGUGGUUAAUGUGUGAUACAAAACCAGGGCUAGAGAAACAGAAAUGAAGGUCAAAAAUCCCUGGCCUGUGCCUGCAGGCCAUGGCACCCAAGUCCUCAUAUCUAGGGGAACCUCAGAGGUCCAGAACACUUGUGAACAGUGGGGAAUCAGGUGUGAAAAUUUAAAACUAAAAUGCAUGAGACUGAGGCCAUCCCACUUUUCUUCUGGUGUGACUGGAGAGGAGGAGCAGGAGAGGCCAGCCAUGGUCGUGCGGCCAUCCCAGCCUGGUCUGCUCAUGGAUGGGUUGGCUGCAAUGUUGAGAAAAUCCUGGGAAUUUUAUCAACACAAGAUUCUUAUUGCACUUGUAUUUUUUGUAUUAAAGUUUGCAUGGUUUCUAAUAAAGGAUUCAAACCUAA